Molecule: messenger RNA, 1533 nt
Organism: Cladophialophora bantiana CBS 173.52
Lineage: Eukaryota; Fungi; Ascomycota; Eurotiomycetes; Chaetothyriales; Herpotrichiellaceae
Exons: 1
Coding region: 1-1533 (510 amino acids)
Molecular function (GO): lyase activity
Source: RefSeq, a predicted model, not a curated record
AUGGCUCCGAACGCUGAGAUAUCGUCACCCGCCAAUGCCACCGAACCCAGUAAGCCCGACGGCAUCACGGGCCAACUAUGCAACUGGAUCACGCGCACCAAAUUGUCUGCUAUUCCCGACCAUAUCAUUGAACGCGCCAAAUACCUGAUACUCGACGGCGUUGCCUGUGCUCUGGUCGCAGCACAUCUUCCGUGGUCCGAGACCGCAGUCAAGGGCGUGUGUACCAUGGAACCCUCGGGAGUCGGCCAGUGCACGCUCAUCGGCUGGGGCAAGGAGAAGAAGUUGCCGCCUUUGGCAGCGACCAUCUUGAACAGCACCUUUAUCCAGGGCUUUGAGCUGGACGACUAUCAUUCCAAAGCGCCUUUACACUCGAAUGCAUUGCUGAUCCCGGCAUUGCUGGCUUCAGUGGAGGCCGCGCCCUCAAGCCCAGCCGCCACCAACAGUCACGAUACAUCCAUCUCAUCAGGUGCGAAUUUCUUGCUAGCGUACAUCGUCGGGUGCGAAGUUGGACCCCGGGUUGGGUUGGCACUACAUGGUGCCGACUUGCUCAGUAGAGGCUGGCACAGCGGCGCCAUCCAAGGGCCUUCAGCAACGGCGGCCGCCGUUGCCUCAUUGCUUCGACUGUCAGGCGCACAGACUGAGUGGGCGCUGGGUAUGGCAUGUACACAAACAGGUGGCCUCAUGUCAGCGCAGUUUGGCUCCAUGGCGAAACGAAUGCAACACGGCUUCGCGGCGCGUAACGGCCUAUUUGCCGCUCUCAUGGCCAAGGAAAACUACACAGGAAUCCAAGAGGUCUACGAGGUGCCCUACGGCGGUUUCCUCAGCUGCUUCAGCCAGGGCGCGAAUUUCGAACCCAAAUCAUUACCCAAGGAGCUGGUCAACGGCCUCGGCUCGCGCUGGGAACUCGAAGGCAUCCGCAUCAAACUCCACGCCGCCAUGGCCGGCUUACACGGAACAAUAGAUACGGUCGCGGGCUUACAGCGUUCGCAUCCGGACCUUUUUGCCCCGCACAACCUGACCAAUAUCGUGAGCAUCGUGACGGAGCACGCACGACCCGCAUUCGAGCACGGCGGCUGGAUCGCAGACCCGGCGCAGCCGCUGUCGAGCGUCGCGGCGCAGAUGUCGAUCCAGUAUGCCACCGCCGCACAGCUCGUCGAUCGCCAGGUAUCGAUGGCGCAGUUUGGCGUGUCGCGCCUCAACCGGCUUCUGCUGCGCGAGCUGAUGGGCAAGACCACGCCGACGCACAACAAGUCGUUCGACGCGACCAAGGCGGCUAGGUGGCAGACGGUCGUGACGGUUCGCUUUGCAGACGGUACCGAGGUGCAGGGUCGCGUCGAGGCGCCUCGGGGUAUCAUGCCGCCCGUCAGCAACGAGGACAUCAUCGCCAAAUGGCGAGAGCUGACGGCGGAAAUUCUGGACCCCGAGAGACGGGAUGCGAUCGAGCGGUGCGUCCUGUCUCUGGAGCAGGUCCCUGAUGUGAGAGAACUGGCCGCCCUGCUCGAACAGCCAGUCAAAUGCCCCAUUGAUGUUUGA